Molecule: messenger RNA, 1803 nt
Organism: Paramisgurnus dabryanus
Lineage: Eukaryota; Metazoa; Chordata; Actinopteri; Cypriniformes; Cobitidae
Biological process (GO): protein phosphorylation; mitotic DNA damage checkpoint signaling
Cellular component (GO): nucleus
Molecular function (GO): ATP binding; protein serine/threonine kinase activity
Source: RefSeq, a predicted model, not a curated record
GUUUUAGUUUUGGCUGCCUGGUGACAUUCCUGUCACUCAGAUAAAACAGAUCUCUGCAGCUCAGAUUUGCUUUCAUAACAUUUGAAGAGCUUAAAGAUCAGACGAAGACAUUGCUAUUAGACAUCUGUUCAUCACAAUAUAUCACUAUGGAGUACUCUACAAAAACCCUGGCUCAGGGCUGCUUUGGGAAAAUAUAUAAGGAGAAGUUUGGAGAUGGAUGGGCUGCUAUAAAGAGAGUCCCUGAAUUGCACAUCAAGAAAGCUGAUAUGGACAGAGAAUGCGAAGUAUUUAAUAAUGCUCGGCAUCCUAAUGUGGUGAGGCUUCUUGGUGACCCUUGGGUUAAAGACUCUAAGUGGCACAUUCCUAUGGAAUUCAUCAGUGGAGAAGAUCUUGAGACAACCAUCUUUGAAUCAGCAAACUCCAAAAUACUGUUGACUCCAGCAGUGAAAGCCACAAUCAUUAUUGGUAUGUGUGAAGGUUUGCAUCAUCUUCACAGUAAAGACAUCGUCCACCAAGACCUUAAACCUGAUAACAUCAUGGUUGAGGAUGAAACCCAUCGUGCUGUGAUCAUUGACUUGGGGCCUGCAAAGUUCUGCAAAGAUGGACUCAGCUCUGCAAUAAACUUGGGGAAUGAAGCAUACUCAGCUCCAGAGAUCCUGCAGAGAAAUGGGGUUCGUGACAAGCGAUCAGAUGUUUGGGCCAUGGGUAAAAUCAUUGCUGAACUCUGUGCCAGGGUCAGGUUACCGACUCAAUAUCUGUGUGCCAGCAAAAUUCAGGAAACUCUUAAAACAGAUCAAGCAUACUGUACACCAGUGUCCAAGAUGGUGGAGACCAAUCCAGAUUACAGAGUUAAUAUGGAUCAAAUCCUCCCAGACAUUAGGAAAGCUGCUUCAGCUUUGCUAAUGGACAGCAAGCCAAGAGACUUCACUGUACCACAGAGAAAUGAAAUGAGAGGAAAUGCUAUGGAUGCAGUCUUCCCAGACAUUAGGCGAUCUGUGUUUGCUUCACAUAUGGACAUAAGAGAUGGCACUGCAACACAGAGAUAUGCAAUGAUGGGAAAUGCUAUGGAUGAAACCUUCCAUAACAUGAGAACAUCUGCUUUAGCUCAACACAUGGACAUAAGAGAUGAAAUGCAGAGACAUCAAAUGAUGUUAAAUCAGAGUUUGGGUCUGCGAAGAUCUCCUAUGUUAAAUGUUCAGCAUGAACCAUUUCAACAGUGGGGAAUGGGAAGGGCAGCAGACUUCGCAGUUAGAGGCGAUGGCGUAAUCAAUCAGAUGUCCCACAUGUCAAUGACCGGUGAAGUGAGUCAUCAAAGCUUUAAAGAGGAAAAAGUAGCUAUGAAAUAUGAAAAGGUUCAAUCAUCUGGAGGAACAUCCUUUAGCUAUAAUAAAGUACACACGAGUAAACAAUUUUCAGAGAAGUGGUGAUUGUUGUCUUAAAAAAGAUUUAUUUACAAAGGUGUAUUUACUGUAUAAGGUUUGGUGCACGUGUUUGACUCACUACCAUAUAUGUUUUUGUUGUUAUUUGAAUGUCUCGAAGUGUAUAAGGUUUGGUGCAUGCACUGUACACUAUUUAACUAAACUGUAAAACACAUCUUCAUAUGGAUUGUAGGCAAAAAAUUAAAGAUUUAUGGUAACACACAGCGCUUCUGUCUUCAUUAUUAUACUCCAUGUAAAUACAAUAUGUUUUUAUUAUAUUACAUAUAACAAAUAAACAUUACAAAUCAUAUUGAGAAUAAUAGAACCAACAACCAUGGAAUCUGCUAGUUUCUCUAUCUUAUAUGUAAAAACUGCUAGUACAGUG